AUGACAAUCGAUAUUGAAACUUGUAGAAUUGGUUCAAUCAUACAGGACAUCUCAUUGGUACGUCUGGAAUGUGAUUGGAUACAUGAUCAGACUGAACAAUCAUUCCGAUCCAUACUAGAGAAGGGAGAGUCAAACUUCCUCUACAUAGAACUACUUUGGUCCAUUGGCAAGGAGCUCUCACCAUACUUUGAUAUACAAUGGCCUUUGGAGAAGAAGAUUGAAUUGAUCAAGACACCAUUCAUUAAGUUGUUAAAGUCUACUUUAUAUCAUGGCAAUAUGGAUGACAUCACAACUGAGGGCGAGCAGACUGUCUUGUCAAAGUUGACAAUGUUGGAGCAUCUGUUCUUCCAGCUUCAAAUGAUACAAUUGGAUCUGUUCAAUAAGGAGCAUGCAAUGGAGGUGUCUGAAGAGGAUGAUCAACAGAAGCAACAAGAUCGUGAUGACUUCCAGAAUGAUCUCAUCAACAAGAUUCAAGUGUUGAGUGAUAUCUUCCAGGUUCAGUUCAACAACUGGGAGAACUUUGUUGUAGUUCUAAAUACUAUCCAUCAAAAGAUUGAGUCAGUAUUGGCAACACUCCCAAGUGACUUUAUGAGCGAGCCAUUCUUCAAGAACAUCGUGUUCACAGAGGAUGAAAGGAAGACGAUUGAGGAGAUGAGUUUGACUCUGUUCCAUGACUAUUCAAAGAGAUCGGAAGUGUUGUCCAAGAGAUUGGACGUUACUUUAGAGUCGCUGUUGUGGUCCGAGCGCAUAGAGACCAAGAUGGACGAGAUAAAUCGUAUCAUUCGUUAUCAACGCGAGGUGUUCCCCACGAUACACCUAUACACUGUUCAGGACCUGCUAUGCACUCACCGCGACAUCCUCAAGAUCAUCAAGACAAGUCUACAAUCAAAGUCAUCAUCGGCAUUGGUCAAGCGAAUCAUUGUUGGCAAUGUUCCAGACCGUGGUGGACGACCAGGUGAUCGCAAGGCAGCCAUGCCAUCCUUCCACAAGCGAGUGGAAUACUCUAAUCAACAACAAUUCCAGCAUCAUAACAAAAAGUCAAAGAGAAAGUAA
Molecule: messenger RNA, 1053 nt
Organism: Acytostelium subglobosum LB1
Lineage: Eukaryota; Evosea; Eumycetozoa; Acytosteliales; Acytosteliaceae
Exons: 3
Coding region: 1-1053 (350 amino acids)
Cellular component (GO): tRNA-splicing ligase complex
Source: RefSeq, a predicted model, not a curated record